Messenger RNA from Sebastes umbrosus (honeycomb rockfish), 5395 nucleotides. RefSeq names its product maestro heat-like repeat family member 1 (gene mroh1). The transcript has 45 exons. NCBI's taxonomy places the organism in Eukaryota, Metazoa, Chordata, Actinopteri, Perciformes, Sebastidae. The record is from RefSeq and is a predicted model, not a curated record. Gene Ontology annotation, cellular component: cytoplasm. The coding region runs from base 317 to 5227 and encodes 1636 amino acids.
CGGACUCUCUGGUUCCGCCUCCUGCCUGAUACCUUCCUGCUGACUAGGAGCACAUGACCAACAUGACCAGAUGACCAGGCGUGUUUACACCUGCAGUCAGUGACGGACAGACACACAGCACCGACACGCACUGUGCCACUGACAGGGAAGCCUGCUGUUUAAACCGAGAUAAGAAGCAGUGUUGUCGUGAGAGCUCAUAGUUCAGCGGACGCUCUCAGGGACUCGCUCCAGGCAGCCUCUGCCAAACCUGUACCCCAGGAGGGAAGCUACAUCCUCGGACACAGGCUCCAGGAAGCCAGCCCUCUUGCUGUCCACCAUGGAUGACACGGAUGUAGAACAGGUGACCCUGGCUCUCCUAGAUGCGGCCACUGAUAAAGACUCAGAGGUCCAGGAACAGGUCAGAAAGUCUAUGUUGACCCUGGGGAAACAGCAGCCAGACAGAGUGUUAGCCAUGUGCCAGGACUACCUUCUGAAACACCCAAAGUUGGUAGUGAGCCACAGAGUUGUGAUUCUUCAGACUAUUGAGCUGAUAGUGGGCUGCAGGAUAGAGGAGAUCAGUUACCCCAGGAUAAAAAGCAUCAUCUCCCUGGCCUCAGAUGAGAUGACACGCUCAAAGGAGGUCAUCCCCGAUUGGCAGCAGGCAGCAAGUAAUAUUUUGGUUGCUGUGGGCAACAAGCACAUCAAUGACAUCAUGGAGGAGAUCCUAAGCAAGUUUCAGCCCGGGCUCCUACCUCACUUCUUUGUGGUCCAGACACUAGCCAACCUUUCUGACUCCAAUGUUUAUGGCAUGGUACCCUUCCUGAAUGCUAUUCUGGGCACCAUGCUGCCCAUGUUGAGCAUGGCCAAACAAGACAACAUGAAGUGGGUCUUCUCUUCUGCUCUGUGUCAUUUCAGCGACAGUAUCUUGGAGUACCUCGCAAACCUGGACAAGGCUCCAGAUCCUACAGUCAGAAAGGACACGUUCUCCAGUGAAAUGUGUGCUGCUUUCGACAUCCUCUUCAAUAAUUGGUUACAAAGCAGGGAGUCCAAGUUGAGGCUAACAGUAGCUGAGGCCGUGGGCUCUAUCUGCCAUCUGAUGGCCAGCGAUAAACUGGAGGAGCAGAUUCCUAAACUCAUACCUGCCAUCCUGUCCCUGUACAAGAAAAACAACGAGCACUACGUCAUUAGCAAGAGUCUGUGCCAAGUGCUUGAUGCGUCUGUCAGCAUGGGCAGCAGGGUGCUGGAGACACAACUGGACAGUCUACUCUUAGCACUGCAUCAACAGGUGUCUGCCCCUAUUGAUUACAGUAACCCUCCUACUGUCAAGAACCACAACGAGGUCCUGCGCUGCUUCACCUUACUGGCUAACUCUUUCCCAGACCGGAUGGUCAUGUUUGUUCUUCAGAAGUUGGAGAACAGUAAUGAGCGAAGCAGGAUGGGCUCCCUGGCUGUCCUUCGUCACCUCAUCAACUCCAGCACUUCCACAAUGGAGAGUAAGAAGCUGCUAAUUCUGGCCAGCAUCAGACAACCGAUGGCUGACCACAGCAACAAGGUGAAGAAGCGUGUGGUGCAGGUGAUCAGUGCGAUGGCUCAUCACGGCUACCUGGAGUUAGAUGGAGGGGAGCUACUGGUUCGAUUCAUCGUUCAACACUGUGCCUUACCUGACACGUACCGGCGAGGCCAGAGGCCCACAGAUCCGGAGGAGGUGACUAACGAGGCGCUGAGGACGAUGUGUGACAACACCCUUCACCUCCUGACCACCACUGUUGGACGACUAGCUGAUGUGCUGUGGCCAAAGCUGCUGUACUAUCUGACCCCUUCACAGUUCAGCAACGCCACCACUCCUUUAUGUAAGAGUCUGAUAGUGCUGGGCAACAAGAAGAAAAGUAACCAGGAGCCUAGCUUCAACAUAGACUUCACACAGGAAGUCAACCUGCCCUCUCCUCAAACACUAAUGGUCAGACUGCUGGUGAAUGCAGCGUUCCCGUUCAGUAGCAGAGAUCAUGGAGCUCCGUCCCUCUCGCUCCUUCAAAUCCUCAGCAUCAACAUCCACCCUAACACAGAGAUCCUCUGGGAGAAAGAGAUACCUCCUCUGCUUUCAAUGCUAGAAGAGUCAACGCCAGAGAACCUUGAGAAGAAGCACUGGGAGGAAAAGUUGCUGAAGCUCUUGUCUAAAACCCUGGCUACUAUUGAUGAUGACAAGUGGGUGUGUCAGUUGGGAGCUGAGGCAACUAGAUACCUCUCCACGUAUAACAACGACUUAGAGGAGAAGAGUUUCCUGUAUCGAUGUUUAGGAGUGACUCUCCAACAGUGUUUCAAUAAGGAGGUGGUUAAAAAGCAGCUGCAGGAAAUCCUCCUAACAGCAAGACACAAUGAUGCCAUCGAACGAGAGGGAGUUGCAAUGGGCGUUGGUCUGUGUGCCAACAGCCACUUAGAGGGAACUCUGGCCAAGUUGGAAGAGUUCGGCAAGUCAGACGCCUUCAAGAAGUCACCGAGCAUCUUCAACCUUCUCAAAGAACGUAAUGAUGUUGAGGUAGAGAAGGUGAAAAGCACAUUAAUCUUGUGUUACGGUCAAGUGGCUCUGAACGCACCUCCAGAAAAGAUAGUGACCCGCAUUGAUCAAGACAUCCUUCGCUGCAUCAGUAAACACUUCAAUACCAAGGUUCUGGGGAUUAAAGUAGAGACGAAGGACCUGACUAUGAAACUCAGUCUGAUCCAGAGUGUCGGGCUCAUAGCCAAAGCCAUCAGCGAGUGUGUGAAGAAACAAGGCUACAUCUUCUCUCGCAAACAGGAGCUCAUCACCGUUAUGCUGGAUUUCAUCAAGGCAGAGCCAGCUGAUGCAUUGAGGACUCCAGUACGCCAUCUUGUGAUGACAACCUGUGCCAACCUAAUGCCUCUGGACCCUGCGCUGAGUGAGAACGAGAGCUUUGACCUGCUAAAGGUUUGUGUGAACAGCGUGUUUUCUCUGCCACCUGAGACUCACACUCCAGAGAAAACUAAAGAAGAAGAGACGCUGGACCCCAAGCAGAGAAAGGCGUUGUACAAAGACACGUUGGCUGCAUUGCAGGAGCUGCUGAGAAGUGUCCUGGCCAAAGAUCCCACACCUGAUGGCCUGCAGAGUGUCUUCAAGCACAUCGAGUCAUGGUUGAGCUCCGGACAGGACCACGAGAGAGAGAGAGCUGUCACAGCUACUGCUCACAUGUUGGCUUACUACCUGGAUAACCUGACUGUCAAGAACAUGGUGUCUUUCCACAACCUUGGAGCUCUGCUGGGUCGACUGUCUCCGCGAUGUGCGGACCCUCACCCUGCUGUACGCACUGCUGCUGUGGACUGUAUAUACUCACUGCUCUACAUACAGCUACGCUAUGAAGGUUUCUCUCUAGAUUAUAAGGAUGAAGGUGUGGACAGUCUGUUGCCCUUAAAGGAGCGAUUAGAUAACCCGGACCACUCAGUUCUAUAUAAGACCUGCUCCGACCUCACCAAGGUGAUGAGUAAGCGUCUGCCUCAGCAGCAGCUGACGACGUUGGUGUUCAUGUUGUUUGAAGGGCUGGUCGACAGUCAGGCAAACUGCUGCAGAGCCUCAUCUGUCAUCCUAAAUACUCUGCUGAAGAACAGAGGAGGAGGACUGCAAGAGCUGGUCCCAGAGAUGCUGGAGGUGCUACAUGUGCGUCUGCAGAACAUCACAGAGGAGCAGGUGAGAGUGGCGGUGGGACAGACGGUACUAAUCCUGGCUUCUCAGCAUCUACAGACUGUUAUCAAUGCACUAGUCAACCAACCACUUCCUUUUGACAGCUGGACCAGUGAGAUGUGGAUGGCUUUGGGAGCAGACCCCAUCGUAGCCAAUCAGAUCAUUGAGAUGGUGAUGGAGAAGCUUCUCAUCAUGGCGCCCUACGUAGACCAGAGGGACUCGAUGAUCAGAGGAGGGACAACGAAGGUGGCCACCAAUCAGCCACUGGCUAUGACAUGCGGCCUAAAAGAACUGUUAUUAAAUGGCCAGAGUCAGGAGCCGGCAGUCAGUCUGUUUCCUCAGCUCUUCUCCUGUCUCACCGUCCGACUGGGAGCAAGCGUCGGGGUCUCGGCACCGAGGGACAACAACACUAAACACGCUGCCUCCAUCCAUGUAGCAGGAGUUGCAGCUGAUGCUCUGCGAAUCUUGUUAGCACGGGCCCAGUUAGACGAGGUGAUGAAAAGACUGGAUGAAGAUAAAGCCUGGGACGCAAUGAAGGAACAGAAUACACACGCUACUGGAAUUACACUACUGGCAAGGGCAAUGGCUAAGCAUGCUGGUCCCAGGUUGCCCGCCAUUGUGGAGAGUCUGUGUCCGUCCUUGAACAACAUCUACGAAUGCCAAAGAAUCACCGUCACUGCUUUCUUCUCUGAGCUCUUAAACCAUCAUGUGGUGACGGAGUUAAUGUUGAUAGAUGUGUUGAUGAACAACAUGAUGGAGAGGAUAUCAGAUCCCUGUUGCACUGUGCGCAUGUUGGCUGUGAGGGGGCUGGGCAAUAUAGCCGUAGGAUCACCUGAAAAGGUGAAUAAAUAUGCCAAGGAGCUGCUGGCAGCCAUGAGUUCAGGCAUGGAGGAGAAAGACGAUCCAGGUAAGCUGAUUACCCUCGAGGCCAUGUCGGGUCUUUCAAAAGUUCUCCUCUAUCUGGACAAGAAGAACGUCCACUUAUUAGUGGUCUACAUCUUCAUGAAGAUCAAACCUUUCUUGGAAAGUGAGAACGAUGAGAUCCGCUGUGCUUCCAUCCAUCUAAUGGGAAACCUGUCCAAGUUUGGCUCAGGAGAGGCGGUGUUCAAAGACCAGAUCCACAAUGUUCUGGUCAGCCUGCUGUUACACCUGGUCGACCCAAACCCACAGGUGGUCAAGGCGUGUAAGUAUUCGAUGCGAGUGUGUGCUCCUGUGGUGGGAUCAGAGCAGAUCACAGCCAUGUUUCAGAACCACCUGCACGACGGCAAGAGCUUGCACUACGGAGAGUUCAUCAAUGACCUCACCAAGUACCUGAUUCAGGACUUUCCAGGCAUGCUGAACUUUUAUCACAUCUCAGUGAUCCAGUUCUUCAAGAGCAACUGGGCAGAAGUCAGAGCAGGAGCUGCCAUGUUUAUAGGGUUCCUGCUGGGGAAUCUUCCAGAGGAGCAUUUCUCCCACCUCAACAUGGCCACCAUCACCAAAGGUUUAGUGCUGCUGCUCAGAGAUCCAGAUCCUGUUGUGAGAGUGAAGGCUGCUGAGGCCAUGGGACAUUUCCACUGACACACAAAGACCUGCAUACACAUCUCAAUGUUUCCAUCAUAGAAAACAGAAAAGUAGUAGUUAUUAUUAAGCCUGCAGUUUACUAAAACAUUCAGAUUCCACCAUUUAAAUGUCAUUAUAACAGAAUCCAAAUAACGCAUCUGCAACCUUCAUUAAAACCAAAAACAG